This is a messenger RNA of Myiozetetes cayanensis, 2536 nucleotides long. RefSeq names its product TRAF interacting protein (gene TRAIP). The transcript has 15 exons. NCBI's taxonomy places the organism in Eukaryota, Metazoa, Chordata, Aves, Passeriformes, Tyrannidae. The record is from RefSeq and is a predicted model, not a curated record. Bases 16 to 1410 code for a protein of 464 amino acids. Gene Ontology annotation, molecular function: zinc ion binding.
UGCCCCGUUCCCGCCAUGCCCAUCCGCGCCCACUGCACCAUCUGCUCCGACUUCUUCGACAACGAGCGGGACGUGGCGGCCGUGCCGUGCGGGCACACCUUCCACCGGCUCUGCCUCAUCCAGUGGUUUGACACCGCACCGAGCCGGACGUGCCCGCAGUGCAGGAUCCAGGUCAGCAAAAGACACAUCAUCAAUAAGCUGUUUUUUGAUGUUGCCCUGGAGGAGCAGGCAGCACCGGAUGCAGAGACCUUGCAGAAUGAACUGGACAAGGUGAAGGCUCAGCUCUCCAUGAAAGAGAAAGAAAAGCGAGAAUGCCAGGCUGUUGUGGAUGGGCUGAGGGACACUCUGGAUGUGCGCAAUGCCACGAUAGAGUCGCUCCAGAAGGUGCUGGGAGAGACAGAGAUGCUGUGCUCCUCUCUCAAGAAGCAGAUGAAAUUCCUAGAGCAGCAGCAGGAGGAUAACAGAAGUUCAAAGGAGGAGGCCCGCCGUCUGCGGAACAAGCUGAGAACCAUGGAGCGGAUUGAGCUUUUGCUUCAGAGCCAGCGCCCCGAAGUGGAGGAGAUGAUCAGAGAGAUGGGAGUCGGGCAGGCAGCAGUUGAACAGCUUGCAAUCUAUUGUGUCUCACUGAAAAAGGAAUAUGAGAACUUGAAGGAGGCUCGGAAGGUCUCUGUUGAGAUGACAGAGAAGCUGAAGAAGGAGCUAUUUUCUGUCAAUAACAAGCUGCAGAAAACGACUUCAGACUUGGAGAAGACGCAGGAGGAGUUAGAAAGCACCCAGAAGGAUCUGAAGAAUGCAGACAAAGAGAUCUUGAGUUUGAAGAAGAAGAUAGACAUCCUGCAGGACACUCUGAAGGUCCCAUCUGUAACCAGAGAGACACUCAGUCGCCUAAUCUUUGAGAGCCCCGUUCCCGUGGAACUGCAGCACCCGAAGCUGCACCGCCCGGCCCACAGCGAUGAGAUCAACCUAGAUGCCACUUUUGAUGUGGACACCCCUGAGCAUCAGCCCUGCACAUCCCCCUUCAGCCCUGCAAAAAGGCAGAAGCUGGAUAAAAGGCCGCCUCCCGUGGUAAAUCUGGCAAAGAAAGUUCUGAAGCAAACAGUGGAGAACUGGGAGGAUGAUGUGGAGGAUGAUGCUCUUAAAGGACUCAUGCCAGCAUUCAUCAGGAACUCUGCUCUCUGCAAGAAGCCAUCUUUGGGCAGCUUGCUGGGUUCCCACAAGAACAGGGGCAUUGUGAGGACAGGGUACGAUGGCAUGGGAGGCAGAACGAAGUUCAUACAGCGUACAAACCUGGCGGAAAUCCGUCCGUUAGCAGUGAAGAGCAAGAAGAAGGUGUCCAGGCCAGCAUCUGCAGCUGCUUCCACAUCUUCCUCCAGCAGCAACCAGGCCAGACUGGACAGUUUCCUGCAGUGAAACCCCCUGGCUUCCUGGGAGAGGCUGGGAAGGGGCUGCAGGGAGAGCACACUCACCCAGAGCCUGGCACAAAGCAAUGUGCAGCCACCACUGUGUGGGGGUGCUGUUUGCAAAGCACUGACGGUGCCUUGUGGGUGAGACAAGCUGCCCUCUGGAUAAUGCUUGGACUGAGUUACCCACCUCAUUCUACCACUCCUUCCUUCUUUUUUCAUGCAGAAUCAACAGGGGGGUUUUUUGUCUUCUGGCCUGCUCAGAGCUCUGCAGUUGCUGCUGCUUUGGGCUCUCAGACAUCAGACACCAGGUGGAACUGCAUUUCUUGGAUGCAGCCACAAGCUAGAGGUGUGGAAGGGGUAUCUGGGAUUGGGAGUCUGGGGGAGGAGCAGGGAGAAGGGACCUGGAUCAGCUCCAUGCCUGAUGUAAAUAGUUCCAAGAAAGUUUCCUGGAGGAAGAAGUGUGCAGAGCAGGCUGUGUUGCUGUGGAAUGUGUGUAUAUUCAUCAUCAAAUUAAACACCUUCCCUUGACCACAGGCCUGUGUGGGCUGGGGAGACCCACAGAUGGGCCUGGGGGCUGUGCUGCCCUACCCUGUUUUGAGCCAUGAAGUCCACUGAGUUCUUGCAGGCUUGGCACUGACACUGCUGACUGGGGAGAAGGGUGUUGAGGUGAUGCCCUGCCCUGCUUAGAAGCAGAGAUAGGUGUGCUGGUAUGACCCCUGUGCUUGGCAUGUGUUUGUGUGAAGCUUGUUUAGGAAUUUCUAUUUUUUUAAUAAGACUGUAGAGUGGUUUUGUUAUUUUGUAACUGUUCUGCCUAGCGAUUUGAGGAUUUGGAAUGGCCUGAAGAGGUGCUGAGGAAUGGCUCCCUUCAGGGGAGGGGGAGAGCGGUGGGGCUGAACCUGUCUGGGCUUCUUCAGCUUGAAGACAUGGAACAGGAGCUCCCAUCCUGCCCCCUGAAGCAGGGCUGUCCGAGCCGCAAGGAACAGACGUGGUGAGGCACCUAAUGCAGCACUCUUGUACAAAUCUGAUGUUUCCCAUUUCCAGCUGCUUCAGGCUGGAAGUCUUAGUUCCUGGACUGGCUAAAAAACGUGUUUUUAGGGAAUAAAAUAUACUGCUGUGCACGCUUGUUAACACAA